Polypterus senegalus (gray bichir) is the source of this 772-nucleotide messenger RNA. RefSeq names its product collectin-46-like. The coding region runs from base 86 to 724 and encodes 212 amino acids. The transcript is spliced from 3 exons. NCBI's taxonomy places the organism in Eukaryota, Metazoa, Chordata, Cladistia, Polypteriformes, Polypteridae. The record is from RefSeq and is a predicted model, not a curated record.
ACAAGAUCUAAGACAGACGCCCUUCUGUAGCAGGAAAGUAUUCUGACUCUGAGAUCGGACUCUGGACAGACCUCCAAAGACAAGGAUGCACAGCCUUAUCCUGAUAUCAACCGUUCUCAUCAUGUUCAUCUGGUCUUGUUUAUCUGAAGAGCCUACAAAAACAAACUUCUGUAUUGCAAAGCCAGAAAGAUAUGGAAAAAAAGGAAGAGAAGGUCCACCUGGCCCAAAAGGAGACAAGGGAGAGACAGGAGGAGAUGGUGCUCAGGGUGUUUCUGGGAUCAGUGGACCUUCAUGCCCACCAGGGCAGAAAGGAGAGAAAGGCCAUCCAGGAAUCCCAGGCAUGCAAUUUACCUACUGGAGCAGAUAUGGACAAAAGAUGUUUGCCACCAAAAAUGAUACACUAAACUUUAAAGAAGGCGUGAAGCUCUGCAAGGAAGCCAAUGGAGAAAUUGCAAUACCAGUAUCAGCAGGAGAGAACAACGCAUUAUGGCAGCUUGUAAAACUGACCGGAGUGGCAUACCUUGGGGUGAACGACUUGAAAACAGAAGGCCAAUAUGAGGACUUCAACACAAGGAAUCCUGUGAUGUUUACUAACUGGAGAUCAGGGGAGCCCAAUGAUUACGGAAGCAGGGAGGACUGCUCUGAAAUGAAGUCAGAUGGGACUUGGAAUGACAUUGGGUGUCAGUGGAGUCUGGCAAUAAUUUGUCAGUUCAAGUUAAAAUGAAUAGAAUAGAAUGCCUUUUACUGUCACUAUACACAUGUACAAUGAGAU